Molecule: messenger RNA, 6511 nt
Organism: Artibeus jamaicensis (Jamaican fruit-eating bat)
Lineage: Eukaryota; Metazoa; Chordata; Mammalia; Chiroptera; Phyllostomidae
Gene: BICD2
Product: BICD cargo adaptor 2
Exons: 7
Coding region: 246-2762 (838 amino acids)
Biological process (GO): regulation of microtubule cytoskeleton organization; microtubule anchoring at microtubule organizing center; protein localization to organelle
Cellular component (GO): Golgi apparatus; cytosol
Molecular function (GO): dynein complex binding; cytoskeletal adaptor activity; dynactin binding
Source: RefSeq, a predicted model, not a curated record
GGAAGCAGCCCGGGCUUUGGAAUUGGAGUGGGUGGAGGUCAAUCGGCGUAAAGCCCAGGCCAAUCGCGGGCUGGGGCAAGUGUGCUCCGGUUACAAAGGACCUUGCAGUCGUGCGGGUGGGACUACAGCACCCACAUUGCCCCGCGCGGCGGGAAGCCUUCUGCGGCUGCGCGGCGGCCUAGGAGCCAUGGGGCUGGGCGGUGGUCGGGUGGACGAAAACCGGGUUUGAUACUGGUGGAAGUAACAUGAGUCUGGCCAUCGCUACCAUGUCGACGCCGGCUGAGGAGGAGGAAUACGCGCGGCUGGUGAUGGAGGCGCAGCCCGAGUGGCUUCGCGCCGAGGUGAAGCGGUUGUCACACGAACUAGCGGAGACCACGCGCGAGAAGAUCCAGGCGGCCGAAUAUGGGCUGGCGGUACUCGAGGAGAAACAUCAGCUCAAGCUGCAGUUCGAGGAACUGGAGGUGGACUACGAGGCCAUCCGCGGUGAAAUGGAGCAGCUAAAGGAGGCGUUUGGACAGGUGCAUACGAACCACAGGAAGGUGGCUGCGGAUGGUGAAAGCCGGGAGGAGAGUCUGAUCCAGGAGUCGGCCUCCAAGGAGCAGUAUUACAUGCGCAAGGUGCUGGAGCUGCAGACGGAGCUGAAGCAGUUGCGCAACAUGCUUACCAAUGCACAGUCGGAGAGUGAGCGUCUAGCCUCUGUGGCACAGGAGCUGAAGGAGAUCAAUCAGAACGUGGAGCUCCAGCGGGGCCGCCUUCGGGACGACAUCAAAGAAUACAAGUUCCGGGAGACCCGCCUGUUGCAGGACUACUCAGAGCUGGAGGAGGAGAACAUCAGCCUGCAGAAGCAGGUGUCUGUGCUCAGGCAGAACCAGGUGGAGUUUGAGGGCCUCAAGCAUGAGAUCAAGCGUCUGGAGGAGGAGACCGAGUACCUCAACAGCCAGCUGGAGGAUGCCAUUCGGCUCAAGGAGAUCUCAGAGCGGCAGCUAGAGGAGGCACUGGAGACACUGAAGACGGAAAGGGAACAGAAAAACAGCCUGCGCAAGGAGCUGUCGCACUAUAUGAACAUCAAUGACUCCUUGUAUACCAGCCACCUGCAUGUUUCCCUGGAAGGUCUCAAACUCGAUGAUGCCGAGACCCUGGCUAAUGGCUUUGAGCACAGCUGCCUGGCCAAGCUGCCGCUGGACAGUAAGACCUCCACACCCACCAAAGAUGGCCUGGCCCCACCUUGUCCCAGCCUCGUGUCUGACCUCCUCAGUGAGCUCAAUCUUUCUGAGAUCCAGAAGCUGAAGCAACAGCUAAUGCAGGUGGAGAGGGAGAAGGCAGGCCUGCUAGCAACACUGCAGGAUGCACAGAAGCAGUUGGAGCAGGCUCGGGGGACCCUGUCAGAGCAGCGUGAGGAGGUAAAACGCCUCACGGAGAGGCUGAGUGCUUUGCAGCACCUGCAGGCUGGCAAGGAGCGGCGCACAGCCCUGGACAGUGAGAAGGAGCACGACAGCCAUGAGGAUGGUGACUACUAUGAGGUGGACAUCAAUGGGCCUGAGAUUCUGGCCUGCAAGUAUCACGUGGCUCUGGCAGAGGCUGGUGAGCUCCGGGAGCAGCUGAAGGCCCUACGUAGUGCACAUGAAGCCAGCGAGGCUUGGCAUGCUGAGGAGAAGGGCCGACAUGAGGCAGAGAGCCAGGUGCUUACCGAGAAGGUUUCCCUGCUAGAGAAAGCCAGCUGCCAGGACCGUGAGCUGCUGGCCCGGCUGCAGACAGAGCUGCAGAAAGUCAGUGAUGUCGCAGGUGAGACGCAGGGCAGCUUGAAUGUGGCCCAGGAUGAGCUGGUGACCUUUAGCGAGGAGCUAGCCAGCCUGUACCACCAUGUGUGCAUGUGCAACAAUGAGACACCCACUCGUGUUGUGCUGGACUACUACCGUGAAGGUCCAGCUGGUGCUAGCCACUGCAGUCCUGAAGCAUGUGGGCACCACUCACCUGUCCUGCCCAAGGGGCCACUGGCUGCAGAGGGCGGGGCUGGGGACAGCAGCCCCUCGCUGUCCUCACCCCUGAGUGACCCACGUCGGGAGCCCAUGAACAUCUACAACCUGAUUGCCAUCAUCCGUGACCAAAUCAGGCAUCUACAGGCAGCUGUGGAUCGUACCACAGAGUUGUCACGGCAGCGCCUGGCCUCACAGGAACUGGGCCCUGCCACAGACAAGGACCGGGAGGCACUCAUGGAGGAGAUCCUCAAGCUCAAGUCUCUGCUCAGCACCAAACGGGAGCAGAUCACCACACUGCGUACAGUGCUGAAGGCCAAUAAGCAGACAGCUGAGGUGGCCCUUGCCAACCUGAAGAGCAAGUACGAGAACGAGAAAGCUAUGGUCACUGAGACCAUGAUGAAACUGCGCAAUGAGCUCAAGGCCCUCAAGGAGGACGCAGCUACCUUCUCCUCCCUGCGCGCCAUGUUCGCCACCAGGUGUGACGAGUACAUCACACAGUUGGAUGAGAUGCAGCGGCAGCUGGCAGCUGCCGAGGAUGAGAAGAAGACACUCAACUCAUUGCUGCGCAUGGCCAUCCAGCAGAAGCUAGCACUGACCCAGCGGUUGGAGCUGCUAGAGCUGGACCAUGAGCAGACCCGGCGGGGCCGUGCCAAGGCUACCCCCAAAGUCAAGCCCAGCACCCCUAGUGUAAGUCACGCCUGCGCCUGCGCCAGCGACAGGACCGAGGGCACUGGGCUUACUGCCCAGGUGCUCUGUGGUGAGAAGUAUAACAUUUGCUGUGAUUAGGGCCUCAGGCUGCACACUGCAGCUAACCUAUUGCUGCCACCUGUCCGCUUCACCUCAACUAACCCAGCAGCAGCGGGACCGCGGUACUAGGCUGGUCUUAACCAUGACUAACGUACAGAGGGAAGGAUUUAGUUAAGAUGGUGUGCUGCUCCACCUGGACAGUGCAAGCUAGGUGUCUGCUUCUCAUCCCUUGGGACCGACCACCUUUCACAGCAGCUGCUCUCUUGGUGGGGUAAGGGUUGGGGGUCAUGGUGGGGUUGGAGCCAUGACUUAUUGAAAAAAUGUGGCUUCCCAGGACCUGGGUGUCAUCAGCUCUGCUGAUGAAACUUGCAUGUAUCUAAAACAGAUGUGCUGCUCCAGCACCCAGGGAGCACUGUUAGAGGUUCUAGCUGGGUUCUAGCUCCUUCAUCAGAGGACAGAAUUACUUUGUAGUUUGUACACCAUUUCACUACAAAUUCUGUUUGGGGAAAAGGGUAGAAUUUCUCCCCUAAACCCAGAGAAAGAGAAGACCUGAGCUGAGUCCUCCAGCCCAGGCAUACCCAUGCUCCAUGCGUCAGUCACACUUGUGCAGCUCAGUCACGCCUGGCUACGCCCCAAGAUCAGAGCUUCAGCUUUUCUUUGAGAUUUGCUCACUGGUCUGGUGGCCAGUGAGAUGACAUUUUAGAAGGCACAAAGCCUGGGGUUUUUCCAAUGAGAAAAAUCCCAAGUGCCCAACUAGACAGCUAUCCUCGGGGGAAGCCUGUCCUUUGUAUUUAGGAGUGCCUGGCUUUCAGAGCAAGUUUUUCCACCCUUUUUCCAUAAUCAAGCCUUCCUCCAAGAGGGGCUUUAGUUCUUAAGCAGCAGCAGUGCUCUGGAAACCCCCAGCUGCAGCUGGAGCCAAGCGCAGUGUGGUGAAGACUUGCCUGGGCCCAGUGUCAGUUGAGGAUUCACUGAGGAGGGAUGUGGUUCUUCCAAAUCGCUGUAAUUGCAGGGAUGGUGACAGGAAGCAAAGGCAGCUGUGGGGUCCUCCUGUUUCCAGAAACUUCAUCCAUACCAGAGCUUUGGUACAUUUGAAAGCAGGACUUUUCUCAGUAUUUAUCUCCCUUUUAUCCCAUGAGGCCCAUAGGGUGUGAGGCUAUAGUCCUCUCCCUGAAGGGCUGUCAGUGGCCUAGCAAGGAGGUUGCAUUGCUCUCUCACAUAGGUGUCUACUCCAACACUACUCUGCCCCUUGGUUCCUUAGUGUGUCUCAGUUUUCAGCAGACUCCAGAUGCUACACAGACCACCUUGGGUUUUACAGACCACGGGAGUGGAGAGGUAUGGGUAGAGCACACAUGCAUGCCUGCUUCUGGAUGCCUGUCCCUGGCUCUGGGUUGCUGUGCUGAUAGGAUAUUGGUCUUGGAUCCCCUUCCCACUAGAGAAGGGGUCAGUCCUCCACUUACACCCGUGUAAGCAGGACUUUUGGAGAGUUAGGGUUCUACAUUACCACUUCUGUUCCCCUUGCUGAGCCCAGCAUGUGGCUUCCCUCUAUGUCUUCAUGAGGUACUUAGAGCUGGAGGUUCUCCUAACACAUGCAGGUCUUUGCUGCUGACUAACACACUCAUGCUUUCACAGCUCAGCAAGAACUGUAGUUGCCCGACAGGUGACUGGUUCUAACACUGUCUUGUUUUCUCCCGUUUUCAGCUGUAGAUUAGCUGCCAGGAGAACUCAGCCACCGGCCCUGUCACACUGCAGCCCCUCCCCUCCCCUCCCCUCGGCCCACGCAGAGGAAGGAAGGGCAGCCUAAAAGUCCACUUAGAAACAUUUUUGGAUAUGCCACUGCAAUUCUUUUCAAAAUAGCAUUUGUGAGUUUUUAAUGGCAGAGGGAAAAAGCUUUGAUGUUCAGAAAGCUGGCAGCCACUGCUUGGAAAGGCCUUUGUACAAGCACUUGAAGAACCUGCUGGGACAGCAGCACCAAGCUCACUUAGGAACCCACUAGAAUUGCUCACUACUGGGGUCUCCCUAUUAUAGAUACUCCUUUUUCAUUUGAUCAACCUUUGCACUUUUAAUAUUUUUGAUAUUAUAUUUGCUUCCUUAAUUCCUCACAGAGACAGUCUCCAAUGUUGUGAUCUGUCUUGUUCUGUAGCACCCCGUUCUUAGCUCCUGACAUGCUGAUUUGACAUCAGCAUGUGGCACAGAUGUGUUCUAGUGUGCAGCUCUAGACUGUUUGAUAAAGCCUUUGACCCGGCAAGGAGCUUGGCUAAACAUCCAUGCUGUGGUUCAGCAGCCUUUUAGAUUUUACGGCAUUGUAGUUCAUGUUUGAAAUUAACAGUUUUUAAAUGCCAUGUUCAUUAAGAAAUCCAGGGUUUUCUGAUUCUGGGGUUUUUCAUAUUGUAUUAUUAUUAUUCUUAGGAAUAGUUUGAUGUAACAAGAAGAAAACUUGACCUUUGCUCUGGUUAAACAGUUAUAGGCACUUGAGAACAAAAAAGAUAAAUUAUUGAAUGAGUAGUAUUACCUACAAAUACCAGAAUUUUCUGGGUUUUAAGACGUUGUGAAGCAUGACUGAUUAACAGAAUUUUAUACAACUGUACCAAUGAAAUUCCAAAUUGGAAUUGUUUUGUUACUCUGGUUGUUGUGCCAAAUUGUGGUACACUUAGAAAAUUCUACAAUUGUCAAAUUUUAGGGUGUUCUAUUUCAACACCUUUUAGUAAUCAUUGCCAGUUGUGCCUUCAUCAGGUAAGGGAGGUGUCCCAGCAUAGUUAUUCUCUAAAAUGGACAGUGAAGAGCUAGUUGGGAAUGUUGAAGGCCAGUGUGGACCAACAGGUGUGAAAUGCAUAAUAUAUCUUCACACUUGAACCUGGGCAUCUUCAUUGAGGGAAAGAAAACAGCAAUUGUGUAAAAUUCUGUUAGUCAGUGAUUCUUUACUGUAUAGAUCCUUGGAAAUUCAGGGGCUGAGAAAUGGAAGUGAACACAGACCUUGAGUGUGCUUUGGGAACCAAAUGGACUUUAUGGGACAAGCUAAGCAAGUGGUGUGAGUAACAUGCCAUGUUUGUGAAGAGCCACUGGGUAGCAGGGGAGCUGUGCUGUCAGCGUCAUGCAGUAGGGUGAAAGCUAGCCAUAGUACUUUGCAAAUAUGAGAAAAAGAUGUUAUAUAUUCUCUUGCUUGGUGUAACUAAUCACUGUUAAUUUCAGGAAACAGAACUUGCCAAAACUCCUUAGCAAAAGAGGUCUGUCCAAUUUGCUGAGUGAGGUUGUGCAAAUGGUCAAAUCGAUACUCAAGGAGGAAGAACAAGUGUCCUUCCUCUCAAAAAUAAAGGACAAAUUAUAAUUAGUAAAAAUAAAAGAGUUCUGUUUCCUGGAAUAAGCAUUUCUUAUUCCUAGUUGUAGGGACCCCUAUUUUUACUUUCUACUACAGUGUUGAUUCAUAAGAAAUAAUGUCACAUUUAUGAUAAUUUCAUCUAUAUGGGUAUUUAUUUGCAAUGAUGUCUGAGUACUGUAUUUUUUUCUAUGCAUUGCCUAGUGUCAAGAGUAUUGUCUUUAUUAAGAUCAUAUGCAUGUUUUCCUGCUAAGAAACCUUUACACAGACCCACACAAACAAAUACACAAAAAUGGUUUCAGAUUCUGAGAAAAUGAGGCAGAGAAUGGAAAAGGAAUUAGGAGAAGAAAUCAGUUGACUUAGGACACAGAUAUGGCAUGAAAUGCCUGAAAGCCAGUGCAUAUAGGAACAGUGGGCCUGGGUGAGGGUCAUGUUGGUAGGACCAAUAAAUAAAGAAUGAUACAAAGAUAAAGCACAA